This is a messenger RNA of Dermacentor albipictus, 1697 nucleotides long. The record is from RefSeq and is a predicted model, not a curated record. Lineage: Eukaryota; Metazoa; Arthropoda; Arachnida; Ixodida; Ixodidae.
GCGAGAGCACAAAAAGACGGGAAACAGAUACCAGGAGCCGCCACUUUGGCGUCUCUAGCCCACUUGUUCAAACCCCCUUGAACUUGUGGCUUGGCGCAUCACGUGCAUUUUCGUUCGCGUUUCUGGCGCGAAAAUAGAAGUACGAGGCCACGCACCGCUGCAAGAGAGCCAGUUCGCGAACCACGACGAAGACGCAGCCAGAAAACCAGCCACGAUAAUCUCGCAAAUUUUCUCUGGUGCAUUAUCACUUCCUACUAAAAAAAAAAAUGACCAAGCCGAACGUAUUUGUAGCGUGGUUUCCCGCCGCUCAUGCUUUCUUCGAUUUGAUAAGCGGUGGGGGGAGCAUGUUCUUCCAGAAUAUCGGGCCAACAACAAAAAAAAUUUUUGACGCAAGUUUUUCGGCCUCCUGCAGCUCGAGGGGGAGCAGAAAAUAGUAGAAGACGAGAACGAGAACGUGUCCACGUUGGAGCGAAAACGCCACACGUCAGCGUUCUGGAGUAGCACCAUUCUCUAUGGUAGCACGCUUUCCCAGCGCGCCAGUCACUGCACAGCAAACGGCAGCUAUACUCAACAGUCGCAGAUCAACUGCAGUCGCGCUCGCCACGACGCACUUCGCAAACGCCGCUUGUGCCUCGAGGAUGGCGGCGUCGGGCCGUGCUGCUGGCUCCGCUGGCGCUGGCCUCAACGCCGGUCUCUCCAGGGACGACGACGACCGGAUGAGCGCUUGCAACGGCUACACCACGCUGCGGAGGGACGACUGCGAGCUGUCGGCUAGCAGCAACGACAGCAGCAGCAGCAGUGGCGGGGACGACGACUGCACCAGCAGCGGCGACAGCAGCAGCGGUUGCAGCAGCGACAGCGGAAACAGCGACGUGGCGCAGGUCGGCGCGUCCCAGUCGGAGGACGUCGACAUCGAAGAUGUGCCGACUGCCUCCAGCGUCGCAGCCGUCGCCGCCUUCAUGGCGAGCGAGCCACAGUUGGGAAUCUGGAUCCAGGCGAUGGUCGAACGACCGGCGGACUUUCCCAGUGACCGCCCGGACGAAGUUCACGACUGGAGCGGUUGGCCCAAGUUUGCUCCCAAGAAGAACGCGGACCAACAGCGUGCGAUCGUGCCGAGCCUGCCGGCCAAGGUUCCCCACGUCGCGCUCGUCAACCAGCACGAGUUCCUGCUGCCCAAGAUGGAAGUGCUGAUCCACACACAGGGCAGGCUCAUGCAGCCAGCGCCUUCGUUCCGCUGUACCAACUUGGUGGACGACCUGCAGUACACGGCUUGGCUCACCUUCACUAAUUCCGUUGGGGGCGAAUGCGUUGGUCAGUACUCCCACCCGGACUCACCGCAUCCCGGUUCUUCGUGGAACGGCCGGGUGCUGUCCUUUUCUCGGCUAAAGCUGUUCUCCUACGACGGCUUCACCUCAAAACUUCCUCCGAUCACUCUGAAGUGUAACAACAGUUACCGAAUCCAAGUGAACGUUGGAAUCGUGGACAACAGCGGACACAUCUUGAGCAGGUCGGUCGUCCGCCGCUUUGUCGGUGCCCACUUCAUUGCCGUCACCCAGUUCAGCAAAAAAGUUAGCUGAGGAAACCACGGCCAGAGCUUCAUCUUCAUGUUUUUUUUUUUGUUUUUUUCUCGCCCAUCCAAGCAACAAGGGAUUCAAGACUAAGGCACGCUAAUUUAAAAAUAUAUACACUGCACUGUU